Messenger RNA from Drosophila novamexicana, 831 nucleotides. Its product is annotated as trypsin-1. Bases 1 to 831 code for a protein of 276 amino acids. Lineage: Eukaryota; Metazoa; Arthropoda; Insecta; Diptera; Drosophilidae. Gene Ontology annotation, molecular function: serine-type endopeptidase activity. Gene Ontology annotation, biological process: proteolysis. The record is from RefSeq and is a predicted model, not a curated record. The transcript has 2 exons.
AUGUUGUUGGCAAAAUUUGUGAUUCUUCUACUGCUCCAGGCUGCUGUGGUAGUUGUGGUCGGCGUCUGCCUAAUACCCGAGCCUGUCAAGCGCCAACGUUCGCUGGUGGAUGAGUUCUGGAGCAGGCGUCCGCGGCUUGAUGACCGCAUUGUAGGCGGCCGACGCAUAAACAUAACGGAUGCACCCCAUCAAAUCUCGUUGCAAACAUCAGCUCAUAUCUGCGGCGGCUCGUUGAUCUCCGAACAGUGGAUACUAACGGCAGCUCAUUGCACCGAGGGCAAAACUGCGGAUCGGCUGCGCGUGCGGUUGGGCAGCUCGGAAUUCUCGCGGCACGGGCAGCUGUUGCACGUGCAGAAGAUUGUACAACACGAAAAGUUCAACUUCACGAAUGUAGACUACGAUUUCUCGCUGCUGCAGCUGCGGGAACCCAUCGAAUUUGAUGAUACCAAAAAGGCCAUCAAGCUGCCGGAACCGGAUCAAAUGUUUGCGGACGGUGAUCCGUGCUUUGUCACCGGCUGGGGCAACACACAGAAUCUGCUCGAGCCACGUGAGUGGCUGCGCCAGGUGCAGGUGCCGCUUGUCAAUCAGCAGCUCUGCAGCGACAAGUACAAGCAAUACGGCGGCAUUACGGAGCGCAUGAUCUGUGCGGGCUACAUGGCGGGCGGCAAGGAUGCCUGCCAGGGCGACUCCGGUGGUCCCAUGGUCAACGAGGCGGGCGUCCUUGUGGGCGUCGUAUCCUGGGGCUACGGCUGCGCCAAGCCCGACUAUCCCGGCGUCUACUCCAGAGUGGCCCAGGCGCGUAACUGGAUCAAGGAGCACACUGGCAUCUAG